Molecule: messenger RNA, 418 nt
Organism: Leptinotarsa decemlineata (Colorado potato beetle)
Lineage: Eukaryota; Metazoa; Arthropoda; Insecta; Coleoptera; Chrysomelidae
Biological process (GO): regulation of apoptotic process; protein localization to plasma membrane
Cellular component (GO): plasma membrane
Molecular function (GO): protein binding
Source: RefSeq, a predicted model, not a curated record
UCAUUAUCAAAAUGUCAUUUCUGUCAGUAUCAACCAGAAUUUUCAUGAUUGAAUGAAGUCGAAUCAAAAUAUAUAUUAUUCAUAAUAGCAAUGGAUGGAUCAGAAGGAGAAACAAAAUUUGGGUUGAAUGCGUAUGAAAACGGUGAUGCAAGUGAUGAAGAAGAAUCAUCCGAUGAAAAUCCUUCGGAUGAAGACUUGAAAAAAACAGAACAAAAAGAAGGAAAAACACAAACCAAAGGAAAUGAACCGCCAAAGAAUGAAAGAGUUCUUUCAGAAAAUAUCCAUAUUAAUGGUUCUGUUCAGAAGUCUCUCCAAGAUACCAUAGAAGAAGGAGGUUUGGAAACGAUCAUAAGCAGUUCUUCCGUAAAUCGAAGUUGGUCCGAUAAAGAAAGGGGAUCUGUAGAAUCGGACAUCAAUA